Eufriesea mexicana is the source of this 3703-nucleotide messenger RNA. It is a transcript of the gene Eaat2, whose product is annotated as Excitatory amino acid transporter 2. Lineage: Eukaryota; Metazoa; Arthropoda; Insecta; Hymenoptera; Apidae. Gene Ontology annotation, biological process: L-glutamate transmembrane transport. Gene Ontology annotation, molecular function: neutral L-amino acid transmembrane transporter activity; glutamate:sodium symporter activity; L-glutamate transmembrane transporter activity. The coding region runs from base 314 to 1960 and encodes 548 amino acids. The record is from RefSeq and is a predicted model, not a curated record. Gene Ontology annotation, cellular component: plasma membrane. The transcript is spliced from 11 exons.
GCAUUCGCUGAGGAAACGAGUCGAAUCGAAUCCCGGUACCACGAUCGAGUUACCAGGCUCUCGCAAGGCCGUGAGGCUAUUGGGACGUCUGGUGGGAGCGCGUGAUUGCUCGUUCCGCACGGAUUUCCCGAAACACCCCCAAAACGGCAACCCGUCGUCGUUGUGGUGUUGCCGGGGCCCCGCCGUUAGCCGCGAGAGAUCGCGAGAAGGGAACUUGGCAGAAUCGGCGGGGCGAUCGCCCAGAGGAUCGGCCUCCUCGUGCGCGACCGGCUCCACCACCACCACCUACGCCGCUUACUGGCGGCCCAGUGAAAUGGAGGAGAAGUCCUCGGCUCGGUUCUCCGAGUACUUGUUCGCCAAGAUGGAUGGCCAGGACGUGUCGGCCUCUCAGGGUCCCCGUAAGGUGACCGCCGACACCAGAAAGUUCGUGCGAGAGAAUCUUCUUCUCGUGGUUACCCUUUCCGGUGUCUUGUUCGGCGUGAUACUCGGGUUCGGUUUACGACCCUUGGGCCUCGGCGAUGACGCAAUUAUGUUAAUCAGUUAUCCUGGAGAGCUCUUCAUGAGGUUGUUAAAGUUAAUGAUCCUACCGCUGGUGAUUGCCAGUCUUAUAUCAGGCUCGGCGAGCCUGAACGCAAGAAUGAACGGGAUGAUCGCCGUCCGAACUUUGGUGUACUUUAUACUCUCGUCAUUGCUGAACGCUGUCCUUGGUGUUGUCCUGGUUCUGCUCAUUCAUCCGGGUAAUCCUGGAAUUAGAAAAUCGAUCGCGACCUCGCACAGCGGGAGAGCCGUUAACAUCUUGGACAGCCUUCUCGAUUUGGGAAGAAAUAUGUUUCCGGAUAAUAUUUUCCAAGCAGCCUUUCAACAGGCGCACACGGUAUACGUUCCAAAAACGCCGCCCUUUCGAAAUCUCACCGACUCGAUAUCCUCGGAUGUCCUCGGGGACGAGGAAUUGAUGAGAGUAACGCAAUACAGAAGCGGCACCAACACGUUGGGAAUCGUGUUCUUCUGCCUGGUGUUUGGUACAUUCCUAGGUACGCUCGGCGAGAAAGGUCAAAUAGUAAUCGACUUCUUCAAAGCUGUGUUCGAAGUCAUCAUGAGGAUGGUGUCGACCGUGAUGUGGAUGACACCGGUUGGCAUCACUUCCGUGAUAGCUGGGAAAAUACUGGGCGUCGCUGACUUGGCACUGGUGAUGUCGCAGCUAGCCUGGUUCAUCGUCACGAUCGUGAUCGGUGUGUUUUUCUAUCAGCUGGUGAUCAUGCAGCUGAUCUAUUUGGCCUUCGUGAGAAAGAACCCCUUUAAAUUCUACGCCGGCCUCGCCCAGGGUACUCUCACCGCCUUCGCCAUGGCAUCAACGGCCGCCGCACUUCCGGUCACAUUUCGUCUGAUGACGGACAAGCUUCGGGUCGACCCGAGGGUCACCAGGUUCGUUCUACCGAUCGGUUGCAACAUUAACAUGGACGGGACAGCGCUGUUCGUCGCUGUGGCCAGCAUAUUUAUCGCGCAGAUGCAUGGCAUCGUCUUGGGCUUCGGUGAAAUUAUAACCGUUAUUUUGACUUCUACCGCUGCGUCCGUGUCAUCGGCGUCAGUUCCAAGCGCCGCUCUGGUCCUCCUUCUCGUCGUUCUGAGCGCCAUCGAUGCUCCGGUCUACAACGUCUCGCUGCUCUUCACCAUCGAUUGGUUCGUAGAUCGUAUUCGAACCACGAAUAACAUGUUGGGCGAUUGUUACGCCGCUGCUGUGGUCGAGCAACUGUCGAAGAAGGAAUUGAUGGCGUUGGACGCGGCAGCUUAUCAAUCGGAGACCGUUUUGCCGACAACCAUCGCAAACGGAUGCAUUUCCGCCAACAGGGUACCUGAUCCUGAUACCAUCGUCGUCGAGAUGCAAGACGACUCGAGGAUAGCCGGCGUCGCCAACAUCAGCGUAUUGCAGAUACCGAGGAGCGUGACGGAAGAGACAGUUUGACCUGUGGUUCACUCCGAAAGUUAGUUUAGCUAUAAAUACACCAUCGAGUGCGAUGCGUUCAACAACGGGGAUCAAAGAAACAAUACACCGGCUACACACGAGUGUCAUCCUUUUUGUCGCACCAUGUUUUCUACUCUCGCAGAAUACGUUAACACGUAAGGGAUAAAAUGUCAUUGCAACCUUAACCGAUAUCAAACUUACAGUCAAUAUGAAAGGGUGCGUUAUGCGAUUACCGGGACACGUUUGGACGCUAUCAUCGGCUAGGAUUAACUGACGGCGAGGAGCGUAAACUACUAUAUAGGCUUUCGUAGUGGCUUGCUCGAGCUGAAAAGCGAAAAUCGCGAAAUCACCGAUUCGAUUGCACUCUGGAGUAUUAACGAUCGCGUGAACAGCGUCGGAUGUGGUGCCUUAUUUUAACGCGGUGUAUAAAUGGCCGCGAAACAGUAGAAAAAUGCUCUUUUCGUUUGCCAAGCAUAGAGCAGCGUUGACUCAUUGCCUGGUAAAUAUAUCUUCCGUGACCGAUCGUUGUACUGCCACAAAAUCUUUUGUACAGUGUGAAUUUUACGAGUCAAUGAAACGAUUUUACGAACCAUUAACCUAACCUUUUUCAUUAUCAGACAAUGAGUGAGACUUUGCACGGCGCCACGAUGACUUUGUGACGCUUGAUCGAUGUCCCUUCUAUAUGUAAUAUAUAUACCGGAUUUUGAUCGAUUGUUGACAAUUACGUGGAAGAAUAUCGGAACGUUAGUAAUGUUAUAAUGCCACAUUUGGUGUAGCGUUAGGAACGUUGUGAUACGAAUCGAUUAGCACGAGUCACCAAUAUAGUAAUCACAAACGUAUAUCAAGUCAUCGGUUAACGUUUGAUAGAUAUAACGUCGUUGAAACACUACCAACACGUAGACGAAACAUUUCGAAUGAAAGUGUAGGUUCCUUGUAGCUUCUACCGUACUGAAUUUCACUUUUGGACCAUCGACAAACGCUAGAUCGGUGCACAGAAAUCUCGGCUGACGAGAGAGAUCCGCCAUAUACGAUCGACGACAUAUUUGCCCGAGAUAUCUGAUGAAGGUAUCGCAUCUACGAUAAUUCUGCCUCUGUGUUUUCCGAUUUACCCGUAGGCCAACUUACAUUUCAAGUUAAAGUUGUCGACUUUGUAAACACGUCUGAAAAAGUAAAAGCGGAAAAAGCAAAAAAAUGGAAAAAAACCACGAGAAAACGAAGAAAAAAGAAAGAAGACAUAGCGCUCGCCAAGGAGCAAUUUCAAGACUGGACAUGCCAUUUGAAUUACCAUGUAUUCAAUCGUUAUAGGAGAAUUCUGAAAAGGGUUCACUAAUUUUAGGCACUAGAGACGUAGGUCGAUACGUGUUCUCUCGUAGAGACUGUUUAAAUGUACAAAUUAACUGGAUAAAUAGUGCUUGGUAGUGAGCUCUACGUCGCUUCAGAACCACGCUCGGUUUCAUCUCGAGGGACUUGGUAUAAUUUUCGCAGCUUCGUCGCUCUCUUUUCGUCCAGAGGAUUUUGCUUUCUUAGCUUUCUCCCCCGGUUGUUGCGUUCUUGUUGCGUCGGCCCCUUUACUUUCCAGUUUCGCCGUAGUACCAGUGUUCGCGUACCCCUCCGUUCAUAAUUUACGUUUCGAUAGCGUAUACGAAAAGGCGCUUUGUUUGUAGUCUGAUAACCCGAAGAGGAGAAUAGAGAAAGAAUUUAUCAAAAUACUUCAAAGACUACGUGUGAAUAUACUUAUAAGGC